This is a messenger RNA of Cetraspora pellucida, 746 nucleotides long. NCBI's taxonomy places the organism in Eukaryota, Fungi, Glomeromycota, Glomeromycetes, Diversisporales, Gigasporaceae. The record is from the annotation of a GenBank genome assembly.
GAGUAAUAAAGGAUAUUGCAACUAGAUAUCGGCACAGUUUCACUUUGACUGAUAAAACAGCUACGCAAAUGGCUAGAGAGAUUCGGAAAAUUUAUAAUGAUCCAAAUUGCCCACUUAGCUGGCCAAAAGUUUUAAUCGUGGAUAAAGGAACUGAAUAUAUGGGUGAGUGUAGGGAUUUAUUUCUCAGACAUGGCAUGAGAAUUCAGUAUGCUAAAUCUAAACGAAGUAUGGCUAUCGCUGAGCAAGAUCACCAAGAAUUUGAAAAGCAUGUCUUUUUUCGCCAAGAUGCUAUGGACUUAUAUUUACCAUUGACUGAUAGAUCUAGGGAGUGGGUUGUCAGCCUUCAUAUUAACGAUGAUAAAUAUAAUGAUUCCCUUACGAAGUUAAUACACAUAUCGUCCAAUGAAGCUGUAAAAAAAUCAUUAGAAGGUAAGAAAAUCUUUGCAGAUCCAACUGUCAAGCACAAAAGGCCUAUAGGUUAUGAUGAACCCCUCCUAUUAUCUGAUGUUAAAGUUCGGCAUCUAUUAGAACCUGGUGAACUAGAAGGUUGGAGAAAGAGGGCUACUGAUUGUAACUGGUCUCCUGAAAUUUUUUUGAUCGAAUCAUUUUCAAGAAAAAAUAACCAGCCAGUUCUUUACAAGCUACAUAAUAGCCAACCACCUUAUACCAUGUAUUCCGGAAAUCUAUUAAUUCUCGACACUCUGAUUCCAAAUCAUAUAGAAAUAUAUAUUAUUCCAGAAUUGUAA